Labeo rohita (rohu) is the source of this 1152-nucleotide messenger RNA. Its product is annotated as basic proline-rich protein-like. The coding region runs from base 1 to 1152 and encodes 383 amino acids. NCBI's taxonomy places the organism in Eukaryota, Metazoa, Chordata, Actinopteri, Cypriniformes, Cyprinidae. The record is from RefSeq and is a predicted model, not a curated record. The transcript is spliced from 4 exons.
AUGAAGCAGACAUGGGGGAGACCCGGGCCCCGAACAUCCGGAGGCCCCCCCUGGCACGAGAGUCCCAGGAGAACCACCGCAGAGAAAACCGCGGCCCCCACCCAGAAAAGGGCAGAGGAGAGCCCGGAGGGGGAUCAUCCGGCAGCCACCAUGCAGACGUCCCAGGGGGCCGCGGCGGCAAGCCCGCAGGCUCCGCCGGCAGCCGGCCACACCAGAGCAGACCGGCCCCUGGGCCCGGCGAUCCAAGGCCCCCCACCCCCUAGCCAGGGCCCAGCAAAGCCAGGAGGGCCAGGCCCCGCCAAGCGACCGCCGAGAGUGGGCCAGCGCUCACCCGAGCAUCCCGCCCCGGAGCGAGUCCUCCACCGGCAGGGCGUGGUGGCACCACUACCCCCAGAGGGGCAAUCAGCGCCAGCUCCCGGAGCUGAACCCCUUCACUCUGGCGUGGAGACAGGAAGACCACCCCGGUUCCCCGCAGCAGCAGAGAAGACCACCAGCCCAGACCCCGACCGGAUGGCCAACUCGUCCUCACAGCCCCCAGCCCUGGACAGAGAACAGAGAACAGGGGUGGCCACGAGGAGACAGAGGAGUACCACCUCCCCUGCAUCCCAGCGACACACCCGCACCCCAAAACCCUACCUGUAUGUUGGUGUGAUGGAGCGGGAGAAGGGAAGCAUUAGGGAUGGGGAGGAAAUCAUUGGAGGGGGCAAACUAAAGAGGCCACCGGAUCCACCGACGCGUCAAAGGCCCCCACACCAGGGCCGAGCCCAAGCGCAUGCACCAACCCACGCUCCCGGCGGCACACCACCCAGGACCCAAGCCCCCAGGCCCAGCCGGAACCCCAGCCCGGUGGCAGAGCGGCCCCAGAACCCCAAGCCCCCCCGGACCUACUCCGGAGCAGUACGGCCGCCAGGCCGGCAACCUACGUCCGCCGGCACAGGCCUCCCCAGCAGCGCCGCAUGCAGCCGCCAGAAAAACAACACCCAAGAGCCACCAACACCCCAUCCAGGCCAGGACCGCAGCCCCAGCGCCGAACCCCCCAAGAAACCCACCCCUAGGGAACUCCCAGAUGCCCCCAGCCCAUAUGGCCCCCCCCCACGCCAACAACAAAGACCAAAGCCGGACAGAACCGUGACCCCCACUCACACUAGGUGA